AUGGAAGAAGUUUACUCGGAUUUAAAUGACUUUGAAAAGAGGCUAAAGGUAAAUAGAAAUCUUGAAGAUCAAGUCCAGUCUUCAUCAGAUGAAGAGGAUACUAAUGUAAAACCUAGGUUUACAACAGAAGCUGAUGUGCUCAAGGAAAAAAACAGAAUACUCAUGGAAAAACUUUUCAAAUCAGAAAAGUAGGUAAACGAAUACAAGGAGAUGGUAGAUGCUAUUUCAAAUGGAGGUAAAGCUGACUUGAAAGAUAAGAAAUUGAUUGAUCUUGCUAAAAAGAAUAGAUCGUUGUAACUAUAAGUAGAGUCUCUAAAGACAAAAGCUGCCAAAGCUGCUGAAUUCGCUCUUAAACUAAAAAAAGAGAAGGAUUUGGAUGAGACGAACUCUUAAAUGUCUCCUAAGAAAAGCAAUAAUAUACUAGAGACAUAAAGUAUGAUGACUGGAAUUGAUAGUGAUAAGAAAUUUAAAGAUCAGCAGCUAAAGGGAGAAUUAGAUAAAGCAAUAAAAUGUUUGGAGAGAGAAACAGGUGAAAUAGUUAGUCUUGAUGAUAUGGUGAGAGAAGAUUCGAAUUGGAAGGGCAGAGCUUAGAAAAUUGAAGUCCUUAAAAGCUAGAUAAAGAAAUUAAAGGAGUAGAAUUUUGGAACAAGUAUGAUGAAUGAUGGACUUUCAGUCAUUUCAGAAACUCCAAGUGUAUUUACAGGAAAGAUUACUCAUGCCGAGAAGAACUUAACAAAGCUUAAUAAUAACCGUACAAAUGAGCUAGAGCAGCUGAGAAAAGAGUUGGAGGAGACUAAGGAUGAGCUGAAUAAUGUCAAGACCAAAUAUAAGGCUGCAGUUGCUCGCAGAGACACUCUUGAAAACUAGAUGAAAGAUGUUAAGAGUGAAUUCACUAGUAAAUUCAAGAUUCUAAUAGAGAAGACUGAGAAUGAUGACAAACUGAUAUAGAUGCUUAAGGCAGAGAUAAAGAGAAUCGAAUCAGCAAAGGGGGUUAAGUCUUAGCUCUCAAGUGGCGGUAUUUCAACUACAUCAAGUGUUAAGUCUUAAUAAUAAGACACUGUUCCAGAAUUCGCCAAGAUGAAAGCAGAGAAUGGCAGACUGAAAAACUAGAUUAAAUGUCUUGAAAUAGAACUGGAAUAGAAAGAAGACAAAAUCAAGAACUUGCUGACUAAUUGUGUAGGUGCUCCAGAUGAGAGAUUUGAGGAAAAGGAACUAAGAAUAGCAGAACUUGAAGAUAAGGUUGAAUCACUUGAGAAAGAGAACUUUAGAAUAAGGCAAGACAUGAACUAGACUAAGGAUGGAUUCGGCAGAGGUGGUGGACAACCAGGCCCAACUAGGACAAAGGAUGAAAGUGAUAAGAUUAUUAAAGAGCUGAGCAAAUAGAAUGCUAUGCUUAGAAGGAAAUUGGAUGAUGCCCUAGAAAGAUUAGGAAAUUCUACUGGUUUUAAAUAGUGA
This is a messenger RNA of Stylonychia lemnae, 1455 nucleotides long. The record is from the annotation of a GenBank genome assembly. Lineage: Eukaryota; Ciliophora; Spirotrichea; Sporadotrichida; Oxytrichidae.